Messenger RNA from Prunus avium (sweet cherry), 1733 nucleotides. Its product is annotated as protein BIC1. The record is from RefSeq and is a predicted model, not a curated record. Gene Ontology annotation, biological process: blue light signaling pathway. NCBI's taxonomy places the organism in Eukaryota, Viridiplantae, Streptophyta, Magnoliopsida, Rosales, Rosaceae.
GACUACAAAGCAAAUCUCAACCAAGCCACGUACUAUUGUCACUAACCAUACAAAAGAAAAGAAAGACGAAGAAAAAAACUUUAAGCAUUGACGUGUACACUAACCCCCCACCCAUUCUAGUUGCAUUAUUAACACAUACAAAUUAAACCCCCCCCAGCUUGCUAUAUCCCUGUGCACACUACCAUUCAACAGGAGAACAUCAAUUGAAAAAAGUUUGAACACGAAGAAGAAGAAGAAGAAGCACCACCUAGCUAGCUUCGCACACAUUUUUCAUUUUCCUUUUCCCUACUGAAUGAGAAAAAAACCGUCUCAAAUGGCUCACCAAGUUCCUUUAGAAAAACCCAUCAACCAAAAAAUUCCAUCUCUUCCAACCCUACAAGAACCUGAGGAAAUCUCCAAGUCUAACAUCAAUUGCAUGGAGCAAGGCAGCACAUCACCAAAGAGGCAUGAAAAUGAUGGGUCAAGCAGUGAAGAAAUUGCAGUUUUGGAAGGCCAGGCUUCUGCUGCUGGGGAUGUUGUUGUUGUAGAUCACGAACCAAGUAAUGUGGCUGAUGAAGACAGUGGACGUGAGAGGUUGAAGAAGCAUAGGGUUGAGGUGGCUGGCCAGAUUUGGAUACCUGAUGUAUGGGGGCAGGAGGAGUUGCUUCAAGAUUGGAUUGAUUGUUCUGCUUUUGAUGCUUCUUUGUUCCCAAGUGGGAUUAUGUCUGCUCGUUCUGCUUUGGUUGAGGAGGGGAGGAGACAAAACUCUGCCAGAAUAAGAAUAGAAAACAGAUUGUUUGGUGUCAGCAAACAAACACCACCAAAAUAAAGGGACAAAUCAAUCAUCUCCGAACGAUUGUUUGUCUGCUGCACCAGUGAGGAUGUUUUUUUAAGUCCUCUUGGGGGCAUACACCCAACUGUGAAUGAAGAACAAAUUGGGCAUUUGGGCACCGUUGGAGAAAUCGCCACAGCCGUUGGUUCAGCUUAGUUAGUUUAGUUAGUUUGACAACUACUAGGUCUCAAAUGCUUAAGAAACUAGAGAAUAGGCCGACAGUUCUAUAUACAGCUAACAGAGUAUACUGCCUGACAAUGUAGUUCGUAAACGUGAUCAGAACACAUGUAAGCCAGACAUCGUAUUUUUGUGAGAACACAUGUAAGCCAGACAUCGUAUUUUCGAACACAAAGUAAGAAUUCAUUGUUAAUUGAGAGGAUAAUAAGGAAUCCGCCAUCAGGAGGGAAAGAAGUUGAAAGAGAAAUGUCUGAAAGCAAAUCUUGUUGGGACUUUCUCUAUUGCGAAGUGCAAGUGUGCGGAGUGGAUGCGGACUUCUAUUUGUCACCGUUAGAGCAUCAUUGAGAACUUCUAUUUCUAUCAGAGCUUUUCAGUCUUUUGGUAAGAGCCAAAAUUUCCCACUCUUACACCUCCAAUCUACUAACCUCUGUUUCUUUCUUCCACCACAACACCUUCUCUUCCCUGUGCCUUCAUCAAUUGCUAUUUGUGACUCUGUAUAUGCAAUACGUCAUUUCCCUUCUUCUCUACAUUGAUUUUCUAUUUCUUUCUAUAGGGAUAUCCUCGCUGAUUUGGGUUUGGGUUUUACUUGGUCUUCGUAUGAACUUGGCUCACUUUUGUUUCGUUUUGAGUUUGGUGAGGUGUUGUACUGCUGGGUGGGAUUUUUUUUAUAUGACCUUGGCCGAUCUGUUGUUUAAUUAUACUCUGUAAGUGCAUAUCAAACCUGAAUUAGAUGAACUUUCAACCA